Molecule: messenger RNA, 8923 nt
Organism: Manis javanica (Malayan pangolin)
Lineage: Eukaryota; Metazoa; Chordata; Mammalia; Pholidota; Manidae
Gene: ZBTB1
Product: zinc finger and BTB domain containing 1
Biological process (GO): regulation of transcription by RNA polymerase II
Cellular component (GO): nucleus
Molecular function (GO): protein binding; DNA-binding transcription factor activity, RNA polymerase II-specific
Source: RefSeq, a predicted model, not a curated record
GGAGGGGAAGGCUGGCGGACGCCGCAGCGAACUGGUGGGCAGACCCGGAGUCGCCGCGUAAGCGGGGCCGGCUCAGUGCGGUGCGGCAGGCGCGGCUGUGCGGCAGCGGAAGUCCUUUGUUGCAGCACAGUCCCUGGCAGAGCCAGAGCCUCUCCGCGCAGCCCAGCCCGAGUGCUGCGCGCCGCCGCCACUGCAGCUCACGGCCCCUUCGCCUCGCCCGCCUUUCCCGCGGCUGAUUUGACUUAAACUCCCUAAAAUCUCCGCAGUCCCGGUUCUGCUACAGCCGGUCUCUAAUUAAUAGAAGAUGGCAAAGCCCAGCCACAGCAGCUACGUCCUUCAGCAGCUAAACAACCAAAGGGAAUGGGGUUUUCUCUGUGACUGUUGCAUUGCAAUUGAUGACAUUUACUUUCAAGCACACAAAGCGGUUCUAGCUGCCUGUAGCUCCUAUUUUAGAAUGUUUUUCAUGAACCAUCAGCAUAGUACUGCACAACUAAAUCUCAGCAACAUGAAAAUUAGUGCUGAGUGUUUUGAUCUCAUUUUGCAAUUUAUGUAUUUAGGAAAAAUUAUGACAGCCCCCUCCAGUUUUGAGCAGUUUAAAGUGGCAAUGAACUACCUACAGCUGUACAAUGUUCCUGACUGCUUAGAAGAUAUACAGGAUGCAGAUUGUUCUAGUUCAAAAUGUUCAUCUUCUGCUUCCAGCAAACAGAACAGCAAAAUGAUAUUUGGGGUAAGAAUGUAUGAAGACACUGUGGCUAGAAAUGGCAGUGAAGCCAAUAGGUGGUGUACAGAACCAAGUUCAACAGUAAAUACACCACAUAACAGAGAGCCUGAUGAAGAAUCCUUACAGUUAGGUAGUUUUCCUGAACCACUAUUUGAUGUGUGUAAAAAAAGUUCUGUGUCCAAAUUAUCUACUCCAAAAGAACGUGUGUCGCGACGCUUUGGACGGAGCUUUACCUGUGACAGCUGUGGAUUUGGCUUUAGCUGUGAAAAAUUACUAGACGAGCAUGUGCUAACCUGUACUAACAGACACUCAUACCAAAACACGAGAUCUUAUCACAGGAUAGUAGAUAUAAGAGAUGGAAAGGAGAGUAAUAUCAAAGCUGAAUUUGGUGAAAAGGAUUCUUCUAAAACAUUUUCUACACAGUCGGACAAAUACAGAGGAGACACAAGCCAGGCUGCUGAUGAUUCAGCUUCUCCCACUGGAAGCAGAAAAAGUAGCACAGUGGAGUCCGAACUAGCCAGUGAAGAAAAAAGCAGAGCUGCUGAGCGGAAAAGAAUCAUUAUUAAGAUGGAGCCAGAAGAUAUUCCUACAGAUGAACUGAAAGACUUUAAUAUUAUUAAAGUUACUGAUAAAGACUGUAAUGAAUCCACUGACAAUGAUGAAUUAGAAGAUGAACCUGAAGAGCCCUUUUAUAGAUACUAUGUUGAAGAAGAUCUUGGUGUUAAAAAAAAUGGUAGGAAAACUCUCAAACCUAGGAUGUCCAUAAAUGCUGAUGAAAGAGGUAGUUUAGAAAAUAUGAGGCCCCCUAGCAACAGCAGUCCAGCACAAGAGGAUACUGAAAAUGCAUCCUGUGAGCUGUGUGGACUCACAAUAACAGAAGAGGACCUGUCAUCUCAUUACCUAGCCAAACACAUUGAAAAUAUCUGUGCAUGUGGUAAAUGUGGACAGAUACUUGUUAAAGGCAGACAACUUCAGGAACAUGCUCAAAGAUGUGGAGAACCCCAAGAUCUGACAAUGAAUGGGUUAGGAAAUACUGAGGAGAAAAUGGACAUGGAAGAGAAUCCUGAUGAGCAGUCUGAAAUAAGAGAUAUGUUUGUUGAAAUGUUGGAUGAUUUUAGGGACAAUCAUUUCCAGAUAAACAGUAUCCAAAAAAAGCAGUUAUUUAAACAUUCUGCAUGUCCUUUUCGAUGCCCUAAUUGUGGCCAGCGUUUUGAAACUGAAAAUCUAGUGGUGGAACAUAUGUCUAGCUGCCUAGACCAAGAUAUGUUUAAGAGUGCCAUCAUGGAAGAAAAUGAAAGAGAUCACAGACGAAAGCAUUUUUGUAAUCUGUGUGGAAAAGGAUUUUAUCAGCGGUGUCACUUAAGAGAACACUAUACUGUUCAUACUAAGGAAAAACAGUUUGUUUGUCAGACAUGCGGAAAGCAGUUUUUAAGAGAACGUCAGUUGCGACUGCACAAUGACAUGCACAAAGGCAUGGCCAGGUAUGUCUGUUCCAUUUGUGAUCAAGGAAACUUCAGAAAACAUGACCAUGUACGGCAUAUGAUUUCUCAUUUGUCUGCUGGUGAGACGAUAUGCCAGGUCUGCUUUCAGAUAUUCCCAAAUAAUGAACAAUUGGAACAGCACAUGGAUGUUCAUCUGUAUACAUGUGGAAUAUGUGGAGCAAAAUUUAAUUUGAGGAAAGAUAUGAGAUCACAUUAUAAUGCUAAGCAUUUGAAAAGAACAUAAGUGAUUUUCUACUGUACUAAUGUUUAGUUGAUAGCAGACAAGCACCAAAGCAAAUAUGAGCUAUUUAGAAAUUGAUUUUAUAAGAUGAAUUGUUGGAAAAAAAUUUCAAGGCCCUUUUACCUUUUAAUAUUUUUGUUUAGGAUCUUAAGUAUUUACAUUUUAGGUGUAAUUAAAUGUUCUAUCAUUUUUGUUAUUUCUCAUUAGAGUUCUUUGUUUUUAGUUUGUUUUAGCUAUGAUUAAAAUUACUUAUAAAUAUAGAUUACAAGUCGUUGUUACCCCUUCAGUGACUAUUAAACUUUAGUUUAUCAAUAAGGUGAUACCUUCAAUAUUGCUAUGUGUUUUUUUUUUUAAAGGUUAUCCUGUGAAAUUUUAAACCUGUCAUUGGCCAUUCCUGUUUAUUUAAAAGAGAGAAUGUUUUAAGUAAUUAGUUAUCUGAAACUAUCCCUUUCAUCGUUAGCUUUUUUUGUAAGUUGAACAGUGGUCUAGCCACUGUUUAUUUCCCCUUCUUAUCAAUGAAAUCCUUUUCUUAAGUUGACAAGCUUAUUAGGCAGGUUAGGUGCACUGAAUCUAACCUUGAAGGUUGACAUGGGCUCAAAGUUGGCCUAAAAAAAUUGAUGGACAUAAGGAAAUUGCUAUAAAUGAAUAUUUCCUAUAACUGAUAAAAUAUUAUCAUUUAAUAAUCACAUUUAAAACUUAUAUUAAGUGUAAAACCCAAUGACUUUACCCCACUUGAGAAGUUGGUACAAGUCAUUUUGUUUUGUGAUAUUAAAUUUAACUAUGAUAGUUAAUUAAAAAGACAUGUAUUCAUUUAAAAUAAUUUAAAAUAUUCUGAUUUCUAAAGUGUGUUUAUCAAUUAUUUUUGUUUAUAAAUAGACUUUAAUAUCUCUCUAGGAAUAUGAAAUCUGAAGAAAAGUGAUUUUCACCUUUAAAAUUACUUUUGGAACUUAAGUUUGAAAUUUGAGAAAGCUGCCAUGUAUAUUGAUAAAUCUAAUAAAAUAAAGAAAUCAAUUACAAAUCUGGUUGUUUUAUAAAAGUAGAGUGUGCAAAAAAAAUGUCUUGUGUUUUAUACUAUCUAAGAUUUGGAGCAAAUGUGUAGUGGCAAAUAAAGCAGUUUAUCACCAUGCUUUAUUAUUUUUUUCUGUAAAGGAUUUAUAAAAUCUGAGGAUUAUAAAAUAAUUACAUAACAUAUAAAUGGGAACAGCUUACCAGUUUUUUAUAUAGUUAAAAUAGUAUUACUGUUAGUUGUUGCUGACACAGGGUCUACAUGAAUUACAUGUGAAUUAAAACACUGGCAAAACUGACCCACCAAUAAACACAUCUAUUGAAUGCCUUUUAAUGUGAAUUUCACUUCCACUGGAAUAUCCUUCUCAUAAUGAAAGGGAUUUUAAAUAACUCCAAUAUUUAAAAAUGCAAUUUUGUGAUUAUGAACAGCAAUUUAACAGUGUUGUUCUUUUUGUUUACAUCAAAUUUUUAAGACAUGCAAGUCUAUGGUAUAAAAUUUGCGUAAAAGAACGAGUUGCCAAGAGGAUUGAUAAACAUAUUGAGUAGAAAAGAUUUAGUUGAAAGAGAAGUAAGUAUUAAUACAUUGUUAGCUCAGAGAUUUGUGGGCAUGUGCUGAGGUGUUAAGGAAGGAUAGAAAUAGUACAGGAACCAUGUGGUAUUAAAGCAAAGUAAUGAAAAGUAGAAAUGCACAAAAGAUAAAUGAAAAAUUAGGAAUUUUUUUAAAGCCACACAUGGAAAAAGCAGGAAACAUGAUUCAUCUUAGUCUUGGAUACAGUAGUUUAUCAUGUAAUUAAAUCUGAAAUGCAACUUAAAGUGAAAUAUGGUAUAUACAUUACUGAUAAGAACCUGAUAAAAGUACUGCAACAAACCCAGAGAUCCAUCAGAGUGUAGUGUGAGGAGAUAAAGAUCAAUCAAAUUUCCAAACUAUAUUUGGUAUCUUAGUUGACAUUUUCUUUGGGAUCACUUUUUUUUCCAUGACCUUCAUCAAAUUCUAUUGCAAUGGCUUUCCCACCAUUAAAGAACAGAAUUCUUUCUGAAUAUUACCACUCUGUAAAAGGAUUGUCCCAUUUAGGAAAGGGAGCUUAAUGUAUUGUUUUGACGCGUACUAACAGUCAACAAUUAGCAUGUAAAUAUAUACACAUUAAGCAUAAUCUUUGAUUUUUACGGAGAUGUUUAUAGUUUUACAAAGCCACACCUCAUAAUGUUGUCUACCAGUUCAUGCUACACAGGACAGAGACCUUUUGUUUUGGAACUAGCUACAUGCCAGCUCAGGCUUAAGUAUAAUGUACAAUUUUCCUUAUUAAAGCAAAGAGUGCAUUUUAAGGCUACUUGCCCUUUAAACAAGGGGGAAUGAAAAAUAUUCAAUACUCUCCAACCCAGGUGCCUCUCUCUUCCUGGGGUGGAGCUACAGAGCUGAACUUAGUACUGUGGCUUCUUGACCCCCAGUGCUGAGAAGGCAAAGAAUCAAGGUUGUGGAGGCUACCUGCCCCUCCUGCCUUUAUAAUUUAUGUGACAGCUCCAAAUCUAAAAUUGAAGGGAAAUAUCUAGAUAGAUAAUGUGGAAUCUUGUUUUGCUUUCUCACAAAUACAGUCUUGUGUGAAGAGCCUUUUGUCUUCCAGCAAGAAAUCCUGGAGGAGUGGAGUCAAUGCCUAACAAGCUUGCCACCAAUUACAGUGCAAUUCAGAUGUUUAUAAUUAUUUAGUAAACAGGUCUAAGAAUCUCAGAGAUUAAUAAAGCACAACUAUGUGGCAGUGGAGUAGGACUCAGAAAUCUGUCUUAAUCUCUCCCAUAUUUUUAAAGUAAAAAUAUUCAGAGAAAUGACUCACAUGAAUAAAAUGGUACAGGGUGAAUUUUGAAUAUGGACAAAAAUUAGAAUAAAUAAGUAUUCCAGGGGCUAGUUAUAAAAUAAGAACAGAGUUUGCUAGGGCAGCCAGAGCACCAACUAAAGGGAAAAAUAAUAGGUUGACAUGAAAAAAUACUUAAGUGCUGUGGUUGAGAACAAAAAUAAGAUAGCAAAAGUUGAAUUAAAAGCAUUCAAAAUUUUCUAGGUGGGAUGGGUAGAGAUUAAUUUGAUAGGUUAAAAUAAUUUGAUUAAAAUAAUUCAAUCAGAUCUAUAGAAUACCUAAUGAAACAGCUGUUAGGAACAUGCCAAGGAUAUGCCCAAAGACUUGAGAUAAUAUACCAACUUUAACAUUCUAAAAAAGUGGGAAAAGAGGCUAGUGGUGGUCGGCAACUUUCUCCCCAGUUAAACACUUGUUCCUCUACAUCACUAGUUAAGGAACUUCCAUAUUAGAUCUCUGGAAAAUCCCCCAAAGAAUCAAACAUAAAACUUGUCAUUGCUGUUAACCAAAAGCUAAAUCAGUACCAACCUAAAGGAAAAAAAAAAAAAAUCCUGAAUGUGUUUGCACACACAUAGUUGCGAAUAAAGACAUUUGGUAUAUUUCUUAAUUUUAAAUGGGUUUUAUCCAUUAAAAAACUUUUUUUGCCAUUAAUCUACUUUGGUCAGUUGCGAUCUUUCCUCACCUCCUCCUUGUCUUUUGUAACGCUUCUCAGUGAUAAAUGCCAGUGCUUUGUGGGCACCCUAGUGUCACCAAAGCCUGGGAUUCCAGGGUACCCAAAAGCUCUGUGGGAACAUAUCCUUGUGGAAUGUCUCUCAUUUCCUCGGAUACCUGAGGGGCAAUAACGAGCUGACAGGGUGAAUGCCAGGGAAUUGAAGCAAACAGAGUUAAAUUUGGUGUUAAGGACUUUAAGCAGCAGCCUAGAUUUGGACACCCGUGAUCCAUCCAUUCUAUGGCUCUCAUUUAGUAAUCCCAGCAUCCAUUUAGUUACACUUUAUACUCUGAGCGCUUUGCAUGUGUAAUUUUAAUCAAUCCUCACAGCCUUAUGAGGUAAGUAUCAUUCUUAUUUUCCAGAUGGACUGAGGUGCAGAGAGUUUUUCCCUCAGAUCACACAGAAACUAAAUACUAAAGCUGGAAUUUGAAACUAGACCUAUCUGUUUUCUGCAUUCCUGUGCUUAACCACUAAGCUAUAUACUCCACCUACCAAGAAAUACAAGGAAGGGCCUUUCAGUCUAGGACCACAUGUGAUAAAGCUCCCAUGAGACUCUGUGCUUGUGUAUCAUCUGUCAUCUGCUGUACCUAAUAAGUAGCUGGUCAUAGUGGGUACCUAAUAAAUAUUUUGAAUAAUAUGAAAAUAUAUGAGUUGGAAGCAGAACUUUUUAUUUAAAUGGGUCAUUCAGAAUGAUGUUUUAGAAAUUACUAACAUGUUUUGGUUUAAGUUUUUUAUUUAAACUUAAAACAUUUAGUGAUACUGUCAGCCAUUUUGGGAGGCCCAUUGUAGGUGCUCAAUUAAAAAUUUGAAUUAAACUUCCAUAUUUCUACCUAUGUGAUAUUUUCACACUGUUUUCCCUAUUCCUGACCUUUAUGUUCUAAUCUCACCAAUCACCACUUCCUUUUAUAGAAUAUUAGACUGGUGAGUUGAAAACCUCAAAUCAUUGGAAAAUAUUCCCAAGAAAAAUCAGGAUCCAAGAAAAACCACUUUCCAAUUUUUGCCUUGAGAUGUGGAUAAGGAAUUUUUCAUUUCACUAGCUAAAAAACAAAACAAAAUCCCAAAAUUACCAUAUUGUGAUUGAUUUGAUUAUAGAGCAAUCCAAGCUUGUCUAAAAAUAAAAGUUGGUUAUUCUAGCCAUUUAUAAUGCAAUUCACCCCAAAUGUUUCUGGAUUUCUAGUGUAAACAUAAAGACAGUCUUAAAGAAAUGAAAGAUAAUUUCAGGAAACAACAGCUGUAUAUCCACACUAACCUAGCAGCAAAUUUGUAAAAAAUGAAGUUACUUAAUGGUUUAAGGGAAACAAUCCCUCUCUCAAUCUAAUCUGAUUUUAACUUCAUAUAUCUACUGCUUUAUUUCUUAAACCUACACAAUAGGUUUUACUGAUACUAUGUUAAAUCUACUUUAAUGAUCUCUCUACCGUCUGCCAAAUGUGACUUUUAAAAUGAUAAGAGAAUAAUAUGGUGACAAUUCCAUGGAUAAUGUAUAUAUAAUCACUUAGGUGUCCCACUUUCAUUGGUCUCUAUCAAACUCAAGGACAUUAUACUUGGUAACAUGGGUAGUUUCAAACUAAAACCACAGAAAAUUUUACUAUUUACAAAUCAUAUGCUUGCAAAAGGCAAAAAUGCAAGAGUUAGAAUGUCUCUGAGUAUUGAUAAAUGCAAAUACUAAAUGACAACAGCAGCUUGUAAAUUCAUACUAAUUUUGAACCAAUUCAAUACCACUUACAUAUAUAUAUGCACAUGCUUAGUUGACUUUAGCAUUAAGAAGUUUAAAUCCUAUUUAAGUUGUUCCCUUAUAUUCAGGAGAACCAAACUAUCAAGGUGCAUUAGUAGUGACCAAAUUGUUCCUUUCUAUUAAUCCACCACAGAUCACUAGGGGGUAGGAAGUCAUUAUGAUUUCUCAUUUUAUCUUACUCAUUUGCUGACAAAAAAGAUGGUGUGAAGGUUACAAUUCAGUAGUUGGCUCUGAAUUGAAUGUUCAUGAAUAUACUAAUAACCACUGUAAUAAGUAAGAAAUCAGAGGAAAUGCUAAGGCCAAAGGAUGACAAAAAUGUAAAAGGCAUGAUUUCAUUUCAGAGUCAGAAUUUUAAUAAUUUUAUGUGAGGAAAUUUGCAUAAAUCUGUUCUUAACCUAAUUGAGAAAGGAAUAGAAGUAGGUAGACAGCCUAUGAAGCCCAGUUAAGUUUAAUUUUAAAAGUUAUGUUUUUGUUCUACUUAAACCAAUUGCAUAUACCAAUCAGAAUCAACAGAGCUCAUUCGUAGAUGACAGAAAUGUAAUUCUAAGCACCAGAUUAUGAAAGACACCUUUUUAUUUCAAAUGCUUAUGUGUUCUCUGAUGUGAGAAAAAAAAUUUUAAGAGAUAGUCUCUUUUUUAAAAAGAUUCGGCCAAAGCAUUGCUGCGAAAAAUAAAAUUCUACCUAGAGUCACUGGGGCAGGUUUGGAGAGUUAUGAACUAAAGAAUUUGAAGGAAAACUUCUUCUCCAUGUGUGUACUUUUAUUUUCAUCUGCAGAAUGUACAACACUUUAUUUGAAGAAAACAAUGUUGGCUUGAUGGCUGAAGGCAUUAAAUAACAAAAUAUGAACAUUUAAAUGUUAGAGCUAUGUUUAAAUCAGAGCUAUGCCAUUAACAAGUUAGAGUACAUUGUAAAAUUGUUUUAUUUGAAGAAAAACAUUCAAAUGCUUCCUUCUUACUCUGCUACCUGGCUGACCUAUCAUUUUAUAUGUUUCAUGUUUAUGUGCUUUACCCCUUUAUAGCUUAGGUCAUGCAAGAAAAAGAAAAAAGGUGCUCCUUAGCUGAAGAAUUAUAUUAGUAAUAAUGACAUAUUUGAAGGGUACAAUGAAUUACAUUGAGGAGAAAAUAAAUUUCUAGGAAUUAAGGGGUUUUUUUGUUCUUUGUUCUAUCAAUAGGGUGCUGGCCUGAUGCCAAAAG